Molecule: messenger RNA, 2151 nt
Organism: Symbiodinium natans
Lineage: Eukaryota; Dinophyceae; Suessiales; Symbiodiniaceae
Source: the annotation of a GenBank genome assembly
AUGGCGUCGUCAGAAGCCCCAGCGGGCCAUUCUUCCUGCAGCGAGCCGGCCAGCUGCCGAGCCGCGGCGGUGCACUACAGCCCCUUCACAAAAGCUCCGAAGAAUCCAGUCAGAGGCGCAUGCGCACAUUCCGUGGGAAUGCUGCUAUAUGCUGCCUGUCUGAUCACGUACGUUGUGCAGGCCGUGCUGGUGUGGGCCGAAGCCCCUGUGGCUGAGACCUUCUCAGUCGUGGAAGCCAAGGAGUUUGGACCUCUCGACCUGGAGUUCGAGAUUUCCUGCCCCUCCUGCGUUCAGUUGCAAUCGCCGAACUUGACGGAUGGAGCGAUGGAGCUGUGGCGAGUUUGGCAUGGCUACGAUUCGGCAAUGUACCCCCACUGUACAGAUGCCACCGAGAAUCGAACUGUGGAUGCGAGCCUCUCCAAUGCAACACUCUGCUACAGUUCCGAUGAUAUUGCCGAAGCAUCUGGCAUUGUCGUUUCUCUCUGGAACAUGACCACUGGAGGCCAGGGGAACCGAGCAAACGUCAUCGUCAGAGGCGCGUCCAUGGUUGUCACCACACCCCUAGAAUGGUGGCACGAAAAGACGCUUUUGCUGGGCUUGAAGGUGACGCGCGAUGCUCAAGAUUGCACCUCCGCAACUGCUUGCAAUCUGAAGCGGGAACUUUAUCUCGGCAGCAUGCAGUACGAUGGUCGCGUACAGGGCUGGCCCGGAGCGCGCUUGAACCUUCGACUUCUUCGGAUGGCCCAAGUGUAUACAAGGCUCCCUGGACAAACCAUCUGGGACGUUCUCGGAGCUGUCGGAGGAGCCAAUGGCCUUCUCAUGACUUUGAUGACGAUCAUAGUAUCAGGCCUGGAAAAGUGGGAAACCAAGCGCUUUGCCGAGUCAGCUGCUGAUGCGGCGAACACCGCGGCGAUGGACGGAGCUCCAUCCUUGUUCGGGAGGCUUCCCUGGAGUGAUUCCAACAAUUGCCUUGUGGCAGAUGCCAGCACAGGAUCCGGCAUCUUUCACGCUGUUCCCAGCGUCUACACAAGUGGCAUGCGCGACAUCACCAGACGGCAACGCUGCCUUCCUCACUCUGUCCGAAGGCUUGGUGGAGAUCUCACGUUACUAUGCCUUCCGCCUUGUGGUGCAGAAUGCAGACCGAAGUCCAGCCAACAACGUUUGGAGGCUUCAGUUUGGCCAGCAAGCCUCACUUCCGAUCCCUGGAUUCACGAUGCAGGCCUUCCAGCAGUUGGGGGUAUCGGCUUCAUUUGCGGGUGCAGCACAGCGCAUCGGCCAAGCACCGCCAAACCUGCUUCAGGUGCGCUUUCAACCAUCCGUGCCUGUGCCCUCCGGCGGGGUGCUACGGCUUUGUUGACACCACCCACUGGCUUCGAGCUCAUGGCCUCCGUCCCUCGUACAUCACGAGGUGUUCUGGUGCAGGCCAGCGCUACUUGUGUUGGUGAGUCCGUCUUUCUAGGUGUUGACUACAGCUUCAGCCAGUGCGAAGCCGCAUGCUCACAGCGCAGCUCCUGUGAGUUCUUUCGAGUGGGUAUUGGCGAUCGGUCUGGCGAAUGCAUCCAGGAAUCCACCGGCGACGGCUCAGCACCCUGCCAGGAACUUCAGCCUGACGAUUCCUUCAGUGUCUACCGGGUCACGCCCACGGGCAACUGCUACCGCUUUCUUCUGACAGAGGAUGGCGCUCAACGGAAUGACGUGGACUGCAGCUUGGAGCAGCACCCUGCGGCAGAUUUGCCGGGCCAGGGGUUUGGCAGUGACCCCGAUGCCGUGAUGACUGUGGCCGUCUUCGGCCUCCGCAUUGGAGCACCGGCACUGGCAGUCGAGAAGCUAUACAUCGCCACUCUUGCCAUGCGGAAUCCCAUGCAGAUGCCCGAGCAGAGCGUGUGGACUCUGCAAAGUUUCUCCCAGACACUGCUGGUCUCCGAGGCCCUGUUGGAGGAUGCCAGUGCAGACGGCUUUGCGUUGCUCGCAGCAUUGGAUCGCUUGGAACUGCAAGUCCUCCCAGAAGCAGAGAGACACAAGGCAUUCGCUGCAUACGCUCUUGGAGGUUAUGAGGGCUUGGAGCAGUUGAGGGCGAGUUGGCACUAUGGUAAAAACGGCGCAGUUCUUAAUGCUGUCGCACAAGGCUGCCUCCUUCAAAGGUGUGCUUGA